Messenger RNA from Ricinus communis (castor bean), 1680 nucleotides. RefSeq names its product probable protein S-acyltransferase 16. The record is from RefSeq and is a predicted model, not a curated record. Lineage: Eukaryota; Viridiplantae; Streptophyta; Magnoliopsida; Malpighiales; Euphorbiaceae. Bases 160 to 1014 code for a protein of 284 amino acids. Gene Ontology annotation, molecular function: palmitoyltransferase activity. The transcript is spliced from 7 exons.
ACUAACGCAGCAUCUAGAACGCACAGACCGCCAACAACCCCUUCACCUCCAUAUUUCCUGUCCCCCAACAAAAAAAUAAGAAAUAACGAAUCCUAACAAGGAACUCAGGGGACGCCGUCGUUUCGGACGCCGGUGCCUCUGGUGACCAGUUAACAAACAAUGAAGCGAAGUUCGGGUUUCUCUGUACCGGUAACCGUCGUCGUUUUGGCAAUAAUCUACAUUUACUUUUCGACGCUGUUUGUGUUUAUAGAAGGUUGGUUCGGUCUUAUGACCUCGCCUGGAAUCAUGAACGCCGUUGUCUUCACUGCUAUGGCUUUCAUGUGUAUUCUCAACUAUGCUUACGCUAUCUACACGGAUCCGGGUCGGGUCCCAUCAACUUACACGCCUGAUAUUGAAGAUGCCGAUAACCCUGUCCAUGAGAUCAAACGCAAAGGGGGAGACUUGCGAUUUUGCCAGAAGUGUUCUCACUUUAAACCCCCCCGUGCUCAUCAUUGCCGUGUUUGCAAAAGAUGUGUGUUGCGAAUGGACCACCAUUGCAUUUGGAUAAAUAACUGCGUUGGCCAUGCGAACUAUAAGGUGUUCUUCGUGUUCGUUAUAUAUGCUGUGAUUUCAUGCAUCUACUCCCUGGUCUUGCUCAUUGGUAGUCUGACUAUUGACCCUCAAAAGGAUGAGCAACAAAGCAGUGGCUCUUUCAGGAGUAUAUAUGUCAUAUCUGGGGUGUUGUUAAUCCCCCUAAGUGUGGCACUUGGUAUUCUUUUGGGUUGGCAUGUCUACCUCAUUUUGCAAAAUAAAACCACCAUUGAGUAUCAUGAAGGAGUCAGAGCUAUGUGGCUUGCAGAGAAAGGAGGGGAUGUCUAUAAGCAUCCAUAUGAUAUCGGAGCCUAUGAAAACCUGACAAUGGUACUGGGUCCAAGUAUCUUCUGUUGGGCAUGUCCCACAUCAGGACAUGUUGGCUCAGGUCUUCGCUUCAGGACAGCCUAUGAUAAUCCUACUGUUGCAUCCACAUCCAAAUAAAGUUCCAUUUUGCUUGUGUCGUCUCAUCGGAUUGGCAAUAGCACAAUGCGGAGUCUUUAACUGCCAAAUGUUGGGUGAGUAUUGAUGCUGAGAUUAUAAUAUCCGGCUGUGUGUCCUACCAUGUGUACUUUUUCUUAAACUUGCCUGCCUUUCUUGAGGAAAAAAGAAAAUCUUUUAAGUCGUAACAGCAGCCAGGGUCUGGUAAAAGAUGUCUUCUGCAAGUUAGGUGACACAAGGAGAGGAAAUGGGUGCAAAGUGUCGUGGGUUUUCUUUGACUCGAACUGAACCAAAUACUGCAAGGGCUUGUUAGGUCCAAAUCAGUGAGAUGAAACCUGUCAAUAGUUGAAAUUAGGUGUGCAGGCUUGGAAGGAAUUAGGGAUAGGGAAGCAGCUUUUACCAUUAUACGGUUUUCUUUCUUUCUUUUGUUGUUUUGGGUCCUGUGGGGGAGUUUUUGGAGAAUGUAGAUCCUGUAAAGCUGACAACUAUGCGUCCAGUCAAUACUUUUGUGUAUAAAGAGGGUAUGUGAAAACUGCUUACCAACAAGAUUACUUAGAAGAGAUGAUGAGAGCCUGUAACAACAAGUAUAUUAUCCUUGUAACUUAGAAUUGUGAUCUUUGUAACAUCGAUCAAUAAAUGAAAGCUGUGAAGCAGUUUUGGUUGUUUGCA